AUGAGCUCCGAAGCGAGGCUAUACACCUUUUCCCAGGAUACAAAGGACCACCUGCGGAAGUUCCGGCUCGGGACUUCGAGGUCCAACGAUGCCCAAGCCGUCAUUUACAUGAUCGAUAAAGCGACCAAGGAGAUCAAGCAAGACGAUGACAAGACCGUAUAUAAGAGCCUCGAAGAGAUUGGGGAGGACCUGCCGGACCACUCGCCCAGAUUCGUGCUCCUGAGCUACCCCAUGACCUUGCCCUCUGGACGGCAAUCGGUCCCCUACGUGCUGCUGUUCUACCUCCCCGUCACCUGCAACAGCGAGCUCCGCAUGCUCUACGCCGGCGCAAAGGAGCUGUUCCGGAACACGGCUGAGGUCAACAAGGUGAUAGACCUCAGCUCAGUCGACGAUUUGGAGGAGGUCCCCGAGAAGCUCGGUGCCGCUUAA
Diaporthe citri is the source of this 429-nucleotide messenger RNA. RefSeq lists its product as uncharacterized. Gene Ontology annotation, biological process: actin filament debranching; negative regulation of Arp2/3 complex-mediated actin nucleation. Gene Ontology annotation, molecular function: actin binding; Arp2/3 complex binding. Bases 1 to 429 code for a protein of 142 amino acids. The transcript has 4 exons. The record is from RefSeq and is a predicted model, not a curated record. Gene Ontology annotation, cellular component: actin cortical patch. Lineage: Eukaryota; Fungi; Ascomycota; Sordariomycetes; Diaporthales; Diaporthaceae.